Molecule: messenger RNA, 3116 nt
Organism: Sciurus carolinensis (gray squirrel)
Lineage: Eukaryota; Metazoa; Chordata; Mammalia; Rodentia; Sciuridae
Gene: Tmem64
Product: transmembrane protein 64
Exons: 3
Coding region: 192-1337 (381 amino acids)
Source: RefSeq, a predicted model, not a curated record
GGGCGGACUCGGCCCCCGCCGGCCGGAGUUCCCUCACUCUGCCGGACUGUCGCUCCGCGGCCGUCUCCCGCCCCCCCAAGCGGACGCUGGGAGUCGAGGCCCGGGGUGCGGGGCGCCAUGGAGGGCUGCCGCCUGACGGGCGCCGUGGCCGAGGGGCUGGCCGGCUGAGAGGGCCCGCGCCGGGCGGAGGCAUGCGGAGCCCCGGCGGGAGUCUGCUCCAGGCGCUCCCCCGGCUCCUGCAGCACGCCGUCCGCCCGGGCCGCGCCGAGCUGCCGUCCGGCUGGGCCCUGGCGCGGGCGGCGGGCGGGGACGACCCGGCGGACCGCCUCCCCCGCGGGGGCGGGGCGAGCGCGGCGGCGGCGGCGGCGGCGGCCUCGGGCGCCCUGCUCGGCGCCUAUCUGGAGCGCCACGGUCAGCCCGCGGCCUCUGAGGUGUCGGCGCCGGGCGGGGCCUUGGCGGGCGGCUCCGGGAGCGGCGGCGGCGGCGGAGUGGUGGUCGGGGUGGCCGAGGUGAGAAACUGGCGCUGCUGCUGCCUCGGCAGCACCUGUUGGUGCCGGAGCCUCGUGCUGGUCUGCGUACUGGCCGCCCUGUGCUUCGCUUCUCUGGCCCUGGUCCGCCGCUACCUGCAGCACCUCCUUCUCUGGGUGGAGAGCCUUGACUCGCUGCUGGGGGUCCUGCUCUUCGUUGUGGGCUUCAUCGUGGUCUCGUUCCCCUGCGGCUGGGGCUACAUCGUGCUCAACGUAGCCGCCGGCUACCUGUAUGGCUUCGUGCUGGGCAUGGGUCUGAUGGUGGUGGGCGUCCUCAUCGGCACCUUCAUCGCCCAUGUGGUCUGCAAGCGGCUGCUCACCGCCUGGGUGGCCGCCAAGAUCCAGAGCAGCGAGAAGCUGAGCGCCGUUAUUCGCGUCGUGGAGGGAGGAAGCGGCCUGAAGGUGGUGGCACUGGCCAGAUUGACCCCCAUACCUUUUGGGCUUCAGAAUGCAGUGUUUUCGAUUACUGAUCUCUCAUUACCCAACUAUUUGAUGGCAUCUUCAGUUGGACUGCUUCCUACCCAGCUUCUGAAUUCUUACUUGGGCACCACCCUGCGGACAAUGGAAGAUGUCAUUGCAGAACAGAGUGUUAGUGGAUAUUUUGUUUUUUGUUUACAGAUUAUUAUAAGUAUAGGCCUCAUGUUUUAUGUAGUUCACCGAGCUCAAGUGGAAUUGAAUGCAGCUAUUGUAGCUUGCGAAAUGGAACUGAAAACCUCUCUGGUUAAAGGCAAUCAACCAAAUACGAGUGGCUCUUCAUUCUACAGCAAGAGGACCCUAACAUUUUCUGGAGGUGGAAUCAAUAUUGUAUGAUUCUAAAGAAAUGUAUGAUUGUCAAGAGCCUAGCGUGCUGUCCAAGGUCUAGCAGUCACUUCACUAAUGGGCAGAGACAAGUUCUAUUUCUAUUACGGCACAAAAAAAAACUGACUAGUUUUUAAUUGCACAGUUUUUUUUAAAGCAAGAAUCAUUUUCUGGAUAUAUAAGUGUAAAUGUAGAUGCAAUUUUGGCUGCACCUCUUUAUCAUGCCUGUAAUGGCCUAUAGGUCUGCACUUUAGUGUUUUUUAAUUAUUUUAUUUCUGGGUACUUAUGAACAGAGAAAUAACCCAAAUAUUUUUUCUGCUUAGUGUCUUUAUUUAUAAAGUAUACAUCUUCCUUACUUAUAAAACUGAGUUAAAGUAUGCAGUCUUAAAUGUAUAAUAUUAUUGGAUGUUCUUUGCUUAGUCUUCGGAAGGAAUAAACAGUGUUUUUUAUUUUGUUUUGUUGUGUUAAGUGGGACCACUUUGUUUCCCUUUUCUGUGUUAGAAAACAGACAUUAACUUUCAGUUGAAUGUAUUUUUUGCAAGCAUCACAUAAUUGCAGGGCCAUUUACACCUUUUCAUACAAGCUUAAAUCCUACAUUGUGGGACUGAAGUGCUCUUAAAAUAACCUUUUUUAUUUUCACUGUGUAAUAUGCAAAGCAAAAGGGAAAUUAUUUAGCGGGUGGUGGCUGAAAAUUAGAACUCAUGUUCUAAUUUGAUUACAUUGGCUUUACCCUCCUUAGAUCUUCCAUCAAAGGGCUGUCCCAUUGCAAUCUUACUAAAACAUUUUAUUAAACUUUUUUUCUUUUUAUAUUAAUAAUUAGGCUUUGAAGUAAAAAUAUUAUUCCUUUAAAAUGGUGGGCUUGCCAUCAUUGAAGAUGUCACUCAGGUGGCCUUGUUUAGCCUUUUUUAAAAAUCAAGCUUUAAAAUCAUCUUUAUAGUUCCAUUGAAGUACUUAUAUAAUUGUCCCCACAGUCUUCAACUUUAGAACUAUAAAUAUAAUAUUAAUUUAAUGCCCAGAUUUGUGUUAUUUACCUUACUAUAGGUAAGUUCAUUUUGUUUUGUUUUGUUUUGGUAUAUGUUUUUCUCUGAUAAGACUCAGGAAUUCUGAAAUGUGAAAUUAAGUGUCUCAAUUCUUUCUCUUGUAGCAUGAAUCAAGUGUAUUUAUUAGUAGCACUUAUGACUAUUGACACAGUAAUUCAGCAUAUGAUUCAUGACAUGUGCAGCAUUCAUCAGUCACCUUUAUUUUUAAAGUAGUUUAAUUGUGAACUUAAUGAUGAGUUUAUUUACAAAUAAGGUUUUAGACAUUAGUGCAAAUUUUCCAGUAGGUGUCUCUUUUUUGGCUAUGAAUAUUUAACUUAUCAGAGAUCUCUCAUUUGCCUGUUAAUUAGGGUGACACCUUUGCCCUGUUUAACUGAAAUACAAAGUACCCUUUUGGAAACAAAUGAUUAUAUUCCUAUGCUACAGAAUUUGAUCAUAAGGCUUUUUCUUUUUUUUUCCCCCUAUUCAGGUACAAUUGUUUUCCUUUCCUUCAUAAUGAAUACAUUCUCUUACCUUUAAGUAAUGGUAGAAGACUUUAGUGCACAAUGUUCUGAGAGACACUUGGAUCUCAGCACUUGAUUGGCCCAGCCUUCAAAUUCUUCCUUCUAUUAUUGAUAGAAAAAAACAUUACAGAUAACAUUGAAAUAUUCUUUUUCAUUUAUUUGAGUCCUAAUACUUAUUUAGAUUUAAAAAAAAUGAUUUUAGUGUAACAAUCCCAGUGAACAAUAUAUUUGAUUUAUUCUUUUCUGUCUGA